Aspergillus brunneoviolaceus CBS 621.78 is the source of this 1268-nucleotide messenger RNA. It is a transcript of the gene cwc2, whose product is annotated as active spliceosome conformation promoter CWC2. NCBI's taxonomy places the organism in Eukaryota, Fungi, Ascomycota, Eurotiomycetes, Eurotiales, Aspergillaceae. The coding region runs from base 53 to 1186 and encodes 377 amino acids. Gene Ontology annotation, cellular component: U2-type catalytic step 2 spliceosome; Prp19 complex; U2-type catalytic step 1 spliceosome. The record is from RefSeq and is a predicted model, not a curated record. The transcript is spliced from 5 exons. Gene Ontology annotation, molecular function: pre-mRNA binding; metal ion binding; U6 snRNA binding.
GCCCGUCGCCGCAACAAUCAACCUCAACCUCCAUCCUUUCGAAUCCUUCAUCAUGGCAGACACUACGACGGAGACCACGCCUCCCAGCGUGGCAGAGACCACGCCAACAGAGCCUACUCCCCAGCCCGACGCGGUCGUCAAGAAGCGCAUCAUUCGCAAGAAGCGACGCCCCGCGCGCGUCCAGGUCGAAGCCGACAAGGCCAAGGAGAUCCAGGCCCAGUUCCAGCCCCAAUCCGGCACAACUUACAACAUCUACUACAACAAAUGGGCCGGCGGCGAUCGGGAGGACUCCUCGCAACAGGCGGCCAAGACACGGUGCAAUCUUGCCCGCGACUCCGGCUACACCAAGGCCGACGCGCAGCCCGGCGCACACAUUUGUCUCCACUUUGCCCGAGGCCUUUGCCACCGUGGUCAGGACUGCGAAUACCUUCACCGCCGACCGACGAUUCAUGACAUCACCCCCCCUCAGAUGGACGUUUUCGGUCGCGAGAAGUUCAACGAUUAUCGGGAUGACAUGGGCGGUGUUGGUAGCUUCUUGCGGCAGAAUCGGACGAUCUAUGUUGGUAAAAUCCAUGUCAGUGACGACAUCGAGGAGGUUGUUUCGCGUCACUUCGCCGAAUGGGGCGAGAUUGAUCGGAUCAGAGUCUUGACUAGUCGUGGUGUUGCAUUUGUAACCUACAAAACCGAAGCGAUGGCACAAUUUGCCAAGGAGGCCAUGGCCCACCAGAGUCUCGACCACAACGAAAUUCUGAACGUCCGCUGGGCCACGCAGGAUCCCAAUCCACUGGCUCAGAAGCGGGAAGCCCGCCGCAUCGAAGAGCAAGCCGCGGAGGCUAUUCGGCGCGCCCUGCCGGCGGAAUUCAUCGCCCAGAUCGAAGGCAAGGAUGCCCAUGCGAAGAGACAAAAAACCAGCUACGACCUCGAGGGCUAUGAUGAGCCGGACCAGGUGCGCUUUGCCGUGGGUUUGCGGGGAACUGGAGACGAUCAGCACGAACAGCUUGCACUGCCGGAACCGCAGGACCAGCACCAGCCGGAGGAAAUUCCGCCGGCGCAAGUCGCGCAGGGCGGCAUCUUCUCCAGCAGUACUCUGGCCGCAUUAGGGGCUGCUCGCGCGUCGGUUUCGGCAAAGUCUCAGCAGGUCGCCUCAUUACAGUCGCUGGUCGCCUACGACAGUGAUGACGAGUGAGGCAGAUAGGAUAGAUGAAUGGGCCUUGAAUGAUGACGGUUGAUGGGGACGUGGUCCCUAUGGCAGCAUCCGAGCUCAUUGC